AUGGAGAGCCAAAAACAAGCGUUCUUGAGUGCGAGUGAAGUGCAAAGUGCCCUUAAAAAGGCCGUCGGACCAAACGUGACCCUGAAGGGCUACACCCUGAAGCCUGUCAGCGGCACCGUAAAGGUCGGAUUCACGGGCGAGCACUUCAUCGUUCAGGUGGAAUACCAGGAGAGCCGCAUUUCCUACCAGGCCACCAGCAGGACCAGUUUCUUCGUCAAGCGCAUUCCGGACGCAAAAACAAAUUGCGACUUCAUUUUCGAAACCGGGCUUUAUGCCAAGGAACGCGAAAUGUACGAAAAACUAUUGCCAAUGAUGUGCAAAGCGCUCAAAGUGCCAAAACUACCAGUUCCGGACUGUUUGAUCAUCUGCGAUGAAAAUUAUUUUGUUUUUGAGGACAUGCUUAGGGCAGGGUACAAGCUAAGGGACAAGAACCAGUAUCUGGAAAUGGCCGAAUGCAAGGCCCUGAUCGAGGCCGUCGCCCUGCUGCACGCCGGCAGCGUCGCCAUCGAAGCGAAAACCGGCAAAAUGAUGGCCUUCCACAUGAAAAACCACCAAGAGGUGGUGAUAAAAAAAGAAAAUACGGCUGCUGUGGACAUCGCAGGCUCUUGGCACGCGGCCAGCCUGGCUUCCACCCUGGGACUUAUUUUAAAAAUGGACGAGUUCAAAGGCAAAGUGGCUCAGGUGCCAAAAGAAAAACUGGUACAGAAAUUGAGCAAAGCGUGGGACGACAGCGCCGAAAUGGCCUCGGGUUUUUCGUCGAAAUUUGCAAACGUUUUGUCGCACGGUGACCUCUGGCUGAACAAUAUGCUUUUCAAGGAUGACCCGAACGGACAGGUCAAGGCAACAUUGAUCGACUUUCAAACAUACAGAUACGCGCCUCCAGUUUUGGACAUUUUGAGUUUCCUCCAUUUGACCACGAGUCGCAAGUUCCGGUGGAACCAUCAGUCGGAAUUGCUCAAAUUCUACCACUCGACUCUGGUGAAAAUUCUGCUCAAGGCGAAUGUCAAUCCAGAUUUGGCGCCUUCACUCGAGGAAUUGGAGAAAUCUGCGUUUAGCUUGCGUCUCUUCGGGAUUGCCAUUGCAGCGAGGUACAUGCCAACAGCACUGAAAACUGAAUUUACGCCAGCGGAGCAGCAAUUGAGUGCCGCUGAAAAAGAUGGGAUACCUCAGGAAUAUAUUCGAGACAGCUCCGACUUAAUUAUCCAUUCGUUCGGAAGAUCGCCGACGAUGAAAACCAGAGUGGCCGAGGCUAUUGAAGAGCUUAUUGAUUUUCUUGAGCUCUAAAAGAAAAGAUUAUCAACCUGAUUAGACUUAAAUAAGUAAAAAGCAGGGAAUAUUUCUGAUAAGGCUUUUAUUGUAGACCAAUAUUUUUAAUUAUCAUAUCGUGAAAAAAUUCAAAAUUGCUGCAAUUAUAAAUAUAUAUUUAUAUUUUACCUUCAAAACGUAUUGUUGCCGGUGGGUCCUCUAUAAAAUGGCUACAGGUUAAUAUAGAGUUGGCACUUUUCUUGUCGUUUGUAGAUUAACCGCGGCGGCCCAAGUCUCUUUUGAUAUCGGGCGUUUUAGCCAACAUUUGCUAGUUUUAAAUUCUCUCUUCUGUUUUACAAAUUUAUGUAUCAACUGAGAAAUAUAAAUAAUAGUGAUUGAUAAUUUAUCGCCAGCACACUUCUUAUGUCAUAUGAACACAUAUUGUCGGCAAAUUAUUAUUGGCUACUCUAAUUUUCAUAAUUACAAAGGUUAAACAAAACCUAGUCUAAUGCAAAUUGAUUAUACUUAACUAGAUUAAAGCAGCAAUUUCAUGAUUUAAUUAUUAUUUAUCAAUAUUCUAUUAAAUAUCAAUAAUGAAUAAAAUGACAAAGAAGGAUGAGGAAUAUAAAGGGCAUGAAAACAAGCAAAUAUAUGUAAAUGUAGCUAAAUGCUUGCCAUCUAAAGAGAUACAGCCGCCGCAGAGAACACAGAUUAAUAGAAUAAGCUAAAAUUUUAAAUUUAAAUAAUAAACAAUGUUUUAAAGUAAAAAAAAAAA
Molecule: messenger RNA, 2020 nt
Organism: Neocloeon triangulifer
Lineage: Eukaryota; Metazoa; Arthropoda; Insecta; Ephemeroptera; Baetidae
Exons: 2
Coding region: 1-1284 (427 amino acids)
Source: RefSeq, a predicted model, not a curated record